Molecule: messenger RNA, 6211 nt
Organism: Prionailurus viverrinus (fishing cat)
Lineage: Eukaryota; Metazoa; Chordata; Mammalia; Carnivora; Felidae
Gene: PLCH1
Product: phospholipase C eta 1
Exons: 23
Coding region: 102-5156 (1684 amino acids)
Biological process (GO): lipid metabolic process; phosphatidylinositol-mediated signaling
Molecular function (GO): phosphatidylinositol-4,5-bisphosphate phospholipase C activity; calcium ion binding
Source: RefSeq, a predicted model, not a curated record
CUAAACUAACUUGGAUUGAGAACGAAUAGGGCAAAAGAAUGACACAGGAAACCACAAAAUCAACAAUUUGGUUUUGAUGCUGUGCCAGAAAUCUUCUGACAAUGAGCUACUGGAACUUGGAGAAAAGAAACUGUGUGCAGUACCGCAGGCAUUUUCUGGUGGACAACAGUGUGUUUCACGUUGAAAGAUGCAUGAGUGUGAUGCAGUCCGGGACACAGAUGAUCAAACUGAAACGUGGAACCAAAGGGCUCGUCCGGCUCUUUUACCUGGAUGAACAUCGGACCCGCCUCCGAUGGAGACCCUCAAGGAAGAGUGAGAAGGCAAAAAUACUUAUUGACUCCAUUUACAAAGUCACCGAAGGUCGGCAGUCUGAAAUAUUCCACAGACAAGCUGAGGGGCACUUCGAUCCCAGCUGCUGCUUUACCAUCUACCAUGGCAACCACAUGGAGUCUCUGGAUCUCAUCACCUCCAACCCUGAGGAGGCCCGCACCUGGAUCACAGGCCUCAAGUACCUGAUGGCCGGCAUCAGUGAUGAAGAUUCACUUGCCAAGCGGCAGAGGACCCACGACCAGUGGGUAAAGCAGACCUUUGAGGAAGCUGAUAAGAAUGGUGAUGGCUUAUUGAAUAUUGAAGAGAUACACCAGUUGAUGCAUAAACUAAAUGUCAAUCUGCCCCGAAGGAAAGUCCGACAAAUGUUUCAGGAAGCUGAUACAGAUGAGAAUCAGGGAACUUUGACAUUUGAAGAAUUCUGUGUUUUUUACAAAAUGAUGUCAUUGAGACGGGACCUUUAUUUGUUGCUCUUGAGCUACAGUGACAAGAAAGAUCACCUAACUGUGGAAGAACUGGCUCAGUUUUUGAAGGUGGAACAAAAGAUGAACAAUGUGACAACAGACUAUUGUCUUGACAUCAUAAGGAAAUUUGAAGUUUCAGAAGAAAAUAAGACGAAAAAUGUUCUUGGCAUAGAAGGGUUCACGAACUUCAUGCGUAGUCCUGCUUGUGACAUAUUUAAUCCAUUGCACCAUGAAGUGUACCAGGACAUGGAUCAGCCUCUGUGCAACUACUACAUCGCUUCCUCUCACAACACAUACCUGACGGGGGACCAGCUCCUUUCCCAGUCCAAGGUGGACAUGUAUGCACGGGUGCUACAAGAGGGCUGUCGCUGUGUGGAAGUUGACUGUUGGGAUGGCCCAGAUGGAGAGCCAGUAGUACACCACGGUUAUACUCUCACUUCAAAAAUUCUCUUCAGAGAUGUUGUGGAGACCAUCAACAGGCAUGCCUUUGUGAAGAAUGAGUUCCCGGUCAUACUGUCCAUUGAGAAUCACUGCAGUGUCCAGCAACAGAGGAAGAUUGCUCAGUACCUGAAAGGAAUAUUUGGAGACAAGCUGGACCUGUCAUCUAUAGACACAGGAGAGACCAAACAGCUUCCAAGCCCUCAGAGUUUGAAAGGCAAAAUCCUAGUGAAGGGCAAGAAGUUGCCUUAUCACCUUGGGGAUGAUGCAGAGGAAGGGGAAGUUUCUGACGAAGACAGCGCAGAUGAAAUUGAGGACGAGUGCAAAUUCAAGCUCCAUUAUAAUAAUGGGACCACUGAGCAUCAGGUGGAAUCUUUCAUAAGGAAAAAACUGGAGUCAUUGUUAAAAGAAUCUCAGAUUCGAGACAAAGAAGAUCCUGAUAGUUUCACAGUGAGGGCACUACUGAAGGCCACACACGAAGGCUUAAAUGCACAUCUGAAACAGCAUCCAGACGUGAAGGAAAAUGGAAAGAAAUCACAUGGACGAUCCCUCAUGACCAACUUUGGAAAACAUAAGAAAACCACAAAAUCACGGUCUAAGUCUUAUAGUACUGAUGAUGAGGAAGACACACAGCAGAAUUCUGGCAAGGAAACUGGCCAGCUGUACAGGUUGGGUCGCCGAAGGAAAACCAUGAAGCUCUGCCGAGAGCUCUCUGACUUGGUGGUAUAUACAAACUCUGUGGCAGCCCAAGACAUUGUGGAUGAUGGAACCACAGGGAAUGUGUUAUCAUUUAGCGAAACAAGAGCACAUCAGGUGGUUCAGCAGAAAUCGGAGCAGUUCAUGAUUUAUAACCAAAAGCAGCUCACGAGGAUUUACCCCUCUGCCUACCGCAUUGAUUCCAGUAACUUCAACCCUCUGCCGUACUGGAACGCAGGCUGCCAGCUAGUGGCACUGAACUACCAGUCUGAAGGGCGAAUGAUGCAGUUAAAUCGAGCCAAAUUCAAGACAAAUGGCAAUUGUGGCUAUGUCCUCAAACCCCAGCAAAUGUGCAAAGGUACUUUCAACCCUUUCUCUGGUGAUCCACUUCCUGCCAACCCCAAAAAGCAGCUCAUCCUGAAAGUGAUCAGCGGACAGCAACUCCCCAAACCUCCAGACUCCAUGUUUGGAGACCGAGGCGAGAUCAUUGAUCCUUUUGUUGAAGUUGAAAUUAUUGGAUUGCCAGUAGACUGCUGUAAAGAUCAAACUCGCGUAGUAGAUGACAAUGGAUUUAACCCUGUAUGGGAAGAAACCCUGACAUUUACAGUACACAUGCCAGAAAUAGCUUUGGUUCGGUUCCUUGUGUGGGAUCACGAUCCGAUUGGACGAGACUUUGUUGGACAAAGAACCGUGACCUUCAGCAGCUUAGUGCCAGGCUACCGGCAUGUCUAUUUGGAAGGACUGACAGAAGCAUCCAUAUUUGUCCACAUAACAAUCAAUGAAAUCUAUGGAAAGAACAGACAGCUCCAAGGUCUGAAGGGAUUGUUCAAUAAGAAUCCCAGGCACGGUUCUUCAGAAAACAAUUCCCAUUAUGUUCGGAAACGAUCAAUUGGAGAUAGAAUUCUGCGACGCACCGCCAGUGCUCCAGCCAAAGGCAGAAAAAAGAGCAAAAUGGGUUUCCAAGAAAUGGUAGAGAUAAAGGAUUCUGUGUCUGAGGCUGCGAGAGAUCAGGAUGGUGUCCUGAGGAGGACCACACGGAGUCUGCAAGAGCGCCCUGUCUCUAUGCCUGUUGACAAAAGUCUGCUGGGGGCUUUGUCCCUACCUGUAUCUGAAACAGCAAAGGACACUGACGGAAAAGAAAGCUCCCUGGCAGAAGAUAAGGAUGGAAGAAAAGGGAAGGCAAGUGUAAAAGACCAACAUUUUCCAAAUUUCAACAGAAAGUUGUCCUCUUCCUCUAGCGCUCUCCUACACAAAGACAUCAGCCAAGGCAACUCCACCACGUCUGUUGCCAGCAUGGCAAUCACGGGAGAACCGUGGGGAGUGCCAGGUCCUAAGGGUGGGAGAGCCAAAGCAAACGUGUCAAGUGAUUGCCGGGAACAUGAAUGCCCCAGCCAAUCCCUCUCCCCGCGGCAGCGUUUGGUUCUUGAUCCUGCCAUUACUCCAGCACAAGGUCUGUGUGGUGUGAAAACCAAGGAAAGUGGCAAUGUGGGGGGUUCUGUGGAAGAGAAAAGCACGUUGUCAGGAAGCAUUUUCUCUCAAAGCAAUUUGGAGAUUAAGAACUUGGAAGGUCACUGGGGUAAGGGCCGAGCUGCAACAUCCUUUUCGUUGUCAGACGUCUCUACGCUCUGUUCUGACAUACCUGACUCACAUUCCACUGCCGUUCUGCAGGAGAGUGAAAUUUCCCAUCUUAUUGACGAUGUCACUUUAACGAAUGAGAGCGAGCCAGGCAGUUCCAUCUCUGCCCUGAUUGGCCAGUGUGAGGAGGCCAGUGAGGAGGCAAACCUCACAGUUGUUUCUCACGUCCAUGGUGCCAGUGCCGUGUCACGUCAUUCUCCCUUGCCCCCCUUGGAUGGAAAAUUGCCUUUCAGGCAUGACUUUUCCAUGGGAAAACCCAGGUCAUCCUUCCUGUGCUCAUCUCCUGAGCCAAUUGCUUUCUCAAGUCCCGAGACUUCCAAACACUCCACACACACAGUUUGCGAAACUACCUGCACUCCUGUCUCUAAAACCAAACCAGAUGACAACCUUUCUGGUAAGGCCAAGAUGGGGGCUGUGGAAAACAGCCUGCCUGGGUCCUCUAACACUUCUCACUGCCAGUUACCAAAAAGUCCCAACCAUGGAAAAGACUGGGAAAUGCUAAAGAACCACGGCCCUGCCACUUGCACGGACUCAACGCUGGAAGAUGUAAUAGCCGAUGCCACUCUCUGUUUAAAUUCUGGAGAGAGCAGUCUCGUGGAAAUGGAUGAGGACUCAGAAAACGUGUCUAUAACAGCCUAUGAAUAUAGAAGAGAGGACACAAGUCACCUUGAUUCUCCUUUAAAACUGAAGUACGGUCAGGAUGUGGUGGAACAUUUUCAAAGAGGUUUGAGAAAUGGCUACUGUAAAGAGACUGUCCACUCUUCUGUCUCUGAAAUCUUCAACAAUAUUCAAGAUGUCAAAAAUCAAAGCAUUUCUUGUCUAGCCUUUCAGGGUGCUGGUUUUAUGCAUAACACCUGCUCAAAUUCAGAUGCAAAAACGAACCAGACCUGUGUGCCCCUGUCUAGUGAUGAAGCCACGCAUGCCCCCAUCCCCAAGCAGCCCACACAUCCUCCCCUGCCUGCUCUGAAGCUGCCCAGUCCUUGCAAAUCCAAAAGUCUGGGGGACCUAACGUCAGAGGACAUUGCCUGCAACUUCGAAAGCAAGUACCAGUGUAUCAGUAAGAGCUUUGUUACAACUGGCAUUAGAGACAAGAAGGGUGUGACUGUGAAGACAAAGUCCUUAGAGCCUAUAGACGCCCUGACCGAGCAGCUGCGGAAGCUUGUGUCUUUUGACCAGGACGAGGGCUGUCAAGUGCUCUACUCAAAGCAGGAUGCCAACCAGUUCCCCAGGGCACUGGUCAGAAAGCUGUCAUCCAGAAGUCAGAGCAGAGUGCGCAAUAUUGCCAGUCGUGCCAAGGAAAAGCAGGAAGCCAACAAGCAAAAAGGUGUAAACCCCAGCCACGCGGGAGGAGUGGUUCUUCGAAACAAGCCGUCAGCGCCCCUGCCUGCGGGCAACCGGCACUCCACCGGCUCCUACAUCGCAGGCUAUCUGAGGAGCACCAAAGCUGGGGGCCCGGAGGGCCGCGGCAUCCCUGAAGGGGCGUGCGCAGCCUUGCGCCCUGGCUACGUCGACCAGUUUUGUCCGGAUAAUUCUGUUUUGCAGACCGAGCCAAACAGUGAUGACAAACCAGAAAUUUAUUUUCUUUUGAGACUGUGACUUACGUAAAGCUGCAUUUUCAGUGUUUACAAGGUAUUCCGUAGAGUUGUCAGAGUUUUCGGUAAAUACGGUCUUGGCUUUGAAAUGAUUUUAAAAUGUAUUUUUAAACUUGUGCUUUGGUCUCCCUUUGACUCCACAUGUUCUCCUGUUUAUGUGUUUGUAUAUAGAUUGGGGUGACAUUUCCCAUGUGCAUAUGAUCUCUCUUCCCCGAAGUGUAAAUGCCGUCAGUAAGAAAUAUGUGCAUGCCCUAGGUGUGACAGUUCUCAGCGGCUUGGGUUAUGAUGUGUGUACGUUUCUUUACCACCCCCUUUGCUCUGUGUCCUCAGAUCACAGUCACAAAUGUAGUCAGUUUUACUCUCUAAUUGCUGAGUUCGUUAAGAAACUUUGCAAAGGACAAAGGGGUACAUUCUUUAUUUUAAAGCUAUCGUCAUCAUUCCUAGUUUUCCUUCUUCGCUGAGAAGCCCAAACUCAUUUUUAUAACUCAGCUAAAAGAAGAUUGAAAGAGUUACCCUACCUUUUAAGAUUUCUCCACCCCAGGCAGAAUAAGAGUUCAAAGGAGAUUGGUAGCUGUUCCCCCCACACCCUCUCAUUUUAGAGUAGGCUGGGAGGGUGUGAGGGAGAAAACAAACUUCUGUAUAUAGAGACAAAAUUGUUUGUUUUACAUAAAUUUUGUUACAUAUUUUUGCUAACGGCUUUGUAUGUAACAAGAACACAGUUGCCAAGCUAUUUGUUGUACUUUUGAAUUUUCUGAUUAAAUUAUAGACUGCAAAUAAUGGCUUUCAGAACGAGGGACUUCUGUCAGACGCUAACAAUAAUUGUAGCACAGAUUGAAAACAUCCCCAAAGCUGUCGAGCAAAAAAAAAAAAAAACAUUUUUCUCAUAAUAAAAUCCAAGUAAAUAGAUAAUUAGAAGAAACCUUUUUCCUUCACGGAGCCACGUAACUAUAUUUUAGAACCAACAUACGUUAUUUUCACUGUGAAUCCAUUUUUUAUUGCAUGUUCAGAUGUCCCUCUCUGCUUUUUUGUAAUAUUAACUGCAAUGAUGUUCUUCUUGGA